AUGAAAGUAACUCUUUCAUCAGAUGGUGAGAUGAAAGCAACUCUUUCAUCAGAUGGUGAGAUGAAAGUACCUCUUUCAUCAGAUGGUGAGAUCAAAGUAACUCUUUCAUCAGAUGGUGAGAUGAAAGCAACUCUUUCAUCAGAUGGUGAGAUGAAAGCAACUCUUUCAUCAGAUGGUGAGAUGAAAGUAAUUCUUUCAUCAGAUGGUGAGAUGAAAGUACCUCUUUCAUCAGAUGGUGAGAUGAAAUCAACUCUUUCAUCAGAUGGUGAGAUGAAAUUAACUCUUUCUUCAGAUGGUGAGAUGAAAGUAACUCUUUCAUCAGAUGGUGAGAUGAAAGCAACUCUUUCAUCAGAUGGUGAGAUGAAAGUACCUCAUUCAUCAGAUGGUGAGAUGAAAGUACCUCUUUCAUCAGAUGGUGAGAUGAAAGUAACUCUUUCAUCAGAUGGUGAGAUGAAAGUACCUCUUUCAUCAGAUGGUGAGAUGAAAGUAAUUCUUUCAUCAGAUAGUGAGAUGAAAGUACCUCUUUCAUCAGAUGGUGAGAUGAAAGUAACUCUUUCAUCAGAUGGUGAGAUGAAAGUAACUCUUUCAUCAGAUGUGAGUUUCCCUGUCAUCGCCAGUGUGGGGCACGGGCUCAUUUUCCUCAUGUACUUGCCCCCCUUCCCCCUCCUCCCUUUGCUGGUCAGGGCCAAGGCUUUCGACCUUGACCUGGCCCCAUUCUCCCGCUUUCCAUCACCCCGCCCCAUUCUCCCGCUUUCCAUCACCCCGCCCCAUUCUCCCGCUUUCUAUCAUCCCGCUCCAUUCUCCCGCUUUCCAUCAACCCGCCCCAUUCUCCUGCUUUCUAUCACCCCGCCCCAUUCUCCCUCUUUCCUUCACCCCGCCCCAUUCUCCCGCUUCCCAUCACCCCGCCCCAUUCUCCCUCUUCCCAUCACCCCGCCCCAUUCUCCCGCUUUCGAUCACCCCACCCCAUUCUCCCGCUUUUUAUCACCCCGCCCCAUUCUCCCGCUUUCCUUCACCCCGCCCCAUUCCCCGGCUUCCCAUCACCCUGCCCCAUUCUCCCUCUUCCCAACACCCCGCCCCAUUCUCCCUCUUUCCAUCACCCCGCCCCAUUCUCCCGCUUUCCAUCACCGCGCCCCAUCCUCCCCCAUCACCCCACCCCAUUCUCCUGCUUUCCAUCACCCCGCCCCAUUCUACCUCUUUCCAUCACCCUGCCCCAUUCUCCCGCUUUCCAUCACCCCGCCCCAUUCUUCCGCUUUCCAUCACCCCGCCCCAUUCUCCCUCUUUCCAUCAUCCCGGCCCAUUCUCUCGCUUUCCAUCACCCCGCCCCAUUCUCCCUCUUUCCAUCACCCCGCCUUAUUCUCCCUCUUUCCAUCACCCCGCCCCAUUCUCCCGCUUUCCAUCACCCCGCCCCAUUCUCUCGCUUUCCAUCACCCCGCCCCGUUCUCCCGCUUUCUAUCACCCCGCUCCAUUCUCCCGCUUUCCAUCACCACGCCCCAUUCUCCCGCUUUCUAUCACCCCGCCCCAUUCUCCCUCUUUCCUUCACCCCGCCCCAUUCUCCCGCUUCCCAUCACCCCGCCCCAUUCUCCCUCUUCCCAUCACCCCGCCCCAUUCUCCCGCUUUCGAUCACCCCGCCCAAUUCUCCCGCUUUCCAUCACCCCGCCCUAUUCUCCCGCUUUCCUUCACCCCGCCCCAUCCCCCCGCUUCCCAUCACCCCCGCCCAUUCGCCCUCUUCCCAUCACCCCGCCUCAUUCUCCCGCUUUCCAUCACCCCGCCCCAUUCUCCCGCUUUCCAUCACCCCGCCCCAUUCUCCCUCUUUCCAUCACCCCACCCCAUUCUCCUGCUUUCCAUUACCCCGCCCCAUUCUCCCUCUUUCCAUCACCCCGCCCCAUUCUCCCGCUUUCCAUCACCCCGCCCCAUUCUCCCGCUUUCCAUCACCCCGCCCCAUUCUCCCGCUUUCCAUCACCCCGGCCCAUUCUCCCGCUUUCCAUCACCCCGCCCCAUUCUCCCGCUUUCCAUCACCCCGCCCCAUUCUCUCGCUUUCCAUCACCCCGCCCCAUUCUCCCACUUUCCAUCACCCCACUCCAUUCUCCCGCUUUCCAUCACCGCGCCCCAUUCUCCCGCUUUCUAUCACCCCGCCCCAUUCUCCCUCUUUCCUUCACCCUGCCCCAUUCUCCUGCUUCCCAUCACCCCGCCCCAUUCUCCCUCUUCCCAUCACCCCGCCCCAUUCUCCCGCUUUCGAUCACCCCGCCCCCUUCUCCCGCUUUCCAUCACCCUGCCCCAUUCUCCCGCUUUCCAUCACCCCGCCCCAUUCUCCCGCUUUCCAUCACCCCGCCCCAUUCUCCCGCUUUCCAUCACCCCGCCCCAUUCUCCCGCUUUCCAUCACCCCGCCCCAUUCUCCUACUUUCCAUCACCCCACCCCAUUCUCCCGCUUUCCAUCAUCCCGCCCCAUUCUCCCGCUUUCCAUCACCCCGCCCCAUUCUCCAACUUUCCAUCACCCCGCCCCAUUCUCCCGCUUUCCAUCACCCCGCCCCAUUCUCCCGCUUUCCAUCACCCCGCCCCAUUCUCCCGCCUUCCAUCACCCCGCCCCAUUCUCCCGCUUUCCAUAACCCCGCCCAUUCUCCCGCUUUUCAUCACCCCGCCCCAUUCUCCCGUUUUCCAUCACCCCGCGCCAUUCUCUCGCUUUCCAUCACCCCGCCCCAUUCUCCCGCUUUCCAUCACCCCGCCCCAUUCUCCCUCUUUCCAUCACCCCGCCCCAUUCUUCCCCUUUCCAUCACCCCGCCCCCAUUCUCCCGCUUUCCAUCACCUCGCCCCAUUCUCCCGCUUUCCAUUACCCCGCCCCAUUCUCCCGCUUUCCAUCAACCCGCCCAUUCUCCUGCUUUCCAUCACCCCGCCCCGUUCUCCCGCUUUCCAUCACCCCGCCCCAUUCUCCCUCUUUCCAUCACCCCGCCCCAUUCUCCCUCUUUCCAUCACCCCGCCCCAUUGUCCCUCUUUCCAUCACCCCGCCCCAUUCUCCCGCUUUCCAUCAUCCCGCCCCAUUCUUUCGAUUUCCAUCACCCCGCCCCAUUCUCCAGCCCAUUUCCAUCACCCCGCCCCAUUCUCCUGCUUUCCAUCACCCCGCCCCAUUCUCCCGCUUUCCAUCACCCCGCCCCAUUCUCCCUCUUUCGAUCACCCCGCCCCAUUCUCCCACUUUCCAUCACCCCGCCCCAUUCUCCCGCCUCUUUCCAUCACCCCGCCCCAUUCUCCCGCUUUCCAUCACCCCGCCCCAUUCUCCCGCUUUCCAUCACCCCGCCCCAUGCUCCCGCUUUCCAUCACCCCGCCCCAUUCUCCCGCUUUCCAUCGCCCUGCCCCAUUCUCCCGCUUUCCAUCACCCCGCCCCAUUCUCUUGCUUUCCAUCACCCUGCCCCAUUCUACCUCUUUUCAUCAUCCCGCCCCAUUCUCCCUCAUUCCAUCACCCCGCCCCAUUCUCCCUCUUUCCAUCACCCCGCCCCAUUCUUCCGCUUUCCAUCACCCCGCCCCAUUCUCGCUCUUUCCAUCACCCCGCCCCAUUCUCCCACUUUCCAUCACCCCGCCCCAAUCUCCCGCUUUCCAUCACCCCGCCCCAUUCUCCCGCUUUCCAUCACCCCGCCCCAUUCUCCCGCUUUCCAUCACCCCGCCCCAUUCUCCCGCUCUUUCCAUCACCCCGCCCAUUCUCCACAUUCCUUCACCCCGCCCCAUUCUCCCGCUUUCCAUCACCCCGCCCCAUUCUCCCGCUUUCCAUCACCCCGCCCCAUUCUCCCGCUUCCCAUCACCCCGCCCCAUUCUCCCUCUUUCCAUCACCCCGCCCCAUUCUCCCUCUUUCCAUCACCCCGCCCCAUUCUCCCGCUUUCCAUCACCCCGCCCCAUUCUCCCGCUUUCCAUCACCCCGCCCCAUUCUCCCGCUUUCCAUCGCCCUGCCCCAUUCUCCCGCUUUCCAUCACCCUGCCCCAUUCUCUUGCUUUCCAUCACCCUGCCCCAUUCUACUUCUUUUCAUCAUCCCGCCCUAUUCUCCCUCAUUACAUCACCCCGCCCCAUUCUCCCUCUUUCCAUCACCCCGCCCCAUUCUUCCGCUUUCCAUCACCCCGCCCCAUUCUCGCUCUUUCCAUCACCCCGCCCCAUUCUCCCACUUUCCAUCACCCCGCCCCAAUCUCCCGCUUUCCAUCACCCCGCCCCAUUCUCCCGCUUUCCAUCACCCCGCCCCAUUCUCCCGCUUUCCAUCACCCCGCCCCAUUCUCCCGUUGUCCAUCACCCCGCCCCAUUCUCCUGCUUUCCAUCACCCCGCCCUAUUCUCCCUCUUUCCAUCACCCCGCCCCAUUCUCCCGGUUUCCAUCACCCCGCCCCAUUCUCCCGCUUUCCAUCACCCCGCGCCAUUCUCCCGCUUUCCAUCACCCCGCUCCAUUCUCCCGCUUUCCAUCACCCCGCCCCAUUCUCUCGCUUUCCAUCACCCCGCCCCAUUUUACCUCUUUCCAUCACCCCGUUCCAUUCUCCCUCUUUCCGUCACCCCACCUCAUUCUCCCUCUUUCCAUCACCCCGCUCCAUUCUCCCUCUUUCGAUCACCCCGCCCCAUUCUCCCGCUUUCCAUCACCCCACCCCAUUCUCCUGCUUUCCAUCACCCCGCCCCAUUCUCCCGCUUUCCAUCACCCCUCCCCAUUCUCCCUCUUUCGAUCACCCCGCCUCAUUCUCCCGCUUUCCAUCACCCCGCCCCAUUCUCCCGCUUUCCAUCACCCCGCCCCAUUCUCCCGCUUUUCAUCACCCCGUUCCAUUCUCCCGCUUUCCAUCACCCCGCCCCAUUCUCCCGCUUUCCAUCACCGCGCCCCAUUCUCCCUCUUUCUAUCACCCCGCCCCAUUCUCCCGCUUUCCAUCACCCCGCCCCAUUCACCCGCUUUCCAUCACCCUACCCCAGUCUCCCGCUUUCCAUCACCCCGCCCCAUUCUCCCGCUUUCCAUCACCCCGCCCCAUUCUCCCUCUUUCCAUCACCCCACCCCAUUCUCCUGCUUUCCAUCACCCCGCCCCAUUCUCCCUCUUUCCAUCACCCCGCCCCAUUCUCCCGCUUUCCAUCACCCCGCCCCGUUCUCCCGCUUUCCAUCACCCCGCCCCAUUCUCCCGCUUUCCAUCACCCCGCCCCAUUCUCCCGCUUUCCAUCACCACGCCCCAUUUUCCCGCUUUCCAUCACCCCGCCCCACUCUCCAACUUUCCAUCACCCCGCCCCAUUCUCCCGCUUUCCAUCAUCCCGCCCCAUUCUCCCGCUUUCCAUCACCCCGCCCCAUUCUCCCGCUUUCCAUCACCCCGCCCCAUUCUCCCGCUUUCCAUCACCCUGCCCCAUUCUCCCGCUUUCCAUCACCCCGCCCCAUUCUCCCGCUUUCCAUCACCCCGCCCCAUUCUCCCGCUUUCCAUCACCCCGCCCCAUUCUCCCUCUUUCCAUCACCCCGCCCCAUUCUCCUGCUUUCCAUCACCCCGCCCCAUUCUCCCGCUUUCCAUCACCCCGCCCCAUUCUCCCGCUUUCCAUCACCCCGCUCCAUUUACCCGCUUUCCAUCACCCCACCCCAUUCUCCCGCUUUCUAUCACCCCGCCCCAUUCUCCCGCUUCCCAUCACCCCGCACCAUUCUCCCGCUUUCCAUCACCCCGCCCCAUUCUCCCGCUUUCCAUCACCCCGCCCCAUUCUCCCACUUUCCAUCACCCCGCCCUAUUCUCCCGCUUUCCAUCACCCCGCCCCAUUCUCCCGCUUUCCAUCACCCCGCCCCAUUCUCCCGCUUUCCAUCACCCCGCCCCAUUCUUCCGCUUUCCAUCACCCCUCCCCAUUCUCCCGCUUUCCAUCACCCCGCCCCAUUCUCCCGCUUUCCAUCACCAGGCCCAUUCUCCCACUUUCCAUCACCCCGCCCCAUUCUCCCGCUUUCCAUCACCCCGCCCCAUUCUGCCGCUCUCCAUCACCCCGCCCCAUUCUCCCGCUCUCCAUCACCUUGCCCCAUUCUCCCCCUUUCCAUCACCCCGCCCCAUUCUCCCGCUUUCCAUCACCCCGCCCCAUUCUCCCGCUUUCCAUCACCCCGCCCCAUUCUCCAACUUUCCAUCACCCCGCCCCAUUCUCCCGCUUUCCAUCACCCCGCCCCAUUCUCCCGCUUUCCAUCACCCCGCCCCAUUCUCCCGCUUUCCAUCACCCCGCCCCAUUCUCCCGCUUUCCAUCACCCCGCCCCAUUCUCCCGCUUUCCAUCACAAAGCCCCAUUCUCCCGCUUUCCAUCACCCCGCCCCAUUCUCCCGCUUUCCAUCACCCCUCCCCAUUCUCCCGCUUUCCAUUUCCCCGCCCCAUUCUCCCGCUUUCCAUCACCCCGCCCCAUUCUUCUGCUUUCCAUCACCCCGCCCCAUUCUCCCGCUUUCCAUCACCCCGCCCCAUUCUCCCGCUUUCCACCAACCUGCCCCAUUCUCCCGCUUUCCAUCACCCCACCCCAUUCUCCCGCUUUCCAUCACCCUGCCCCAUUCUCCCGCUUUCCAUCACCCCGCCCCAUUCUUCUGCUUUCCAUCACCCCACCCCAUUCUCCCGCUUUCCAUCACCCCGCCCCAUUCUCCCGCUUUCCAUCACCCCGCCCCAUUCUCCCGCUUUCCAUCACCCCGCCCCAUUCUCCCGCUUUCCAUCACCCCGCCCCAUUCUCCAACUUUCCAUCACCCCGCCCCAUUCUCCCGCUUUCCAUCACCCCGCCCCAUUCUCCCGCUUUCCAUCACCCCGCCCCAUUCUUCCGCUUUCCAUCACCACGCCCCAUUCUCCCGCUUUCCAUCACCCCGCCCCAUUCGCCCGCUUUCCACCACCCUGCCCCAUUCUCCCGCUUUCCAUCACCCCACCCCAUUCUCCCGCUUUCCAUCACCCCGCCCCAUUCUCCCGCUUUCCAUCACCCCGCUCCAUUCUCCCUCCUUCCAUCACCCCGCACCAUUCUCCCUCCUUCCACCACCCCGCCCGAUUCUCCCUCAUUCCACCACCCCGCCCCAUUCUCCCGCUUUCCAUCACCCCGCAUGAUUCUCCCGCUUUCCAUCACCCCGCCCCAUUCUCCCGCUUUCCAUCACCCCGCCCCAUUCUCCCGCUUUCCAUCACCCCGCCCCAUUCUCCCGCUUUCCAUCAUCCCGCCCCAUUCUCCCUCCUUCCAUCACCCCGCCCCAUUCUCCCUCCUUCCAUCACCACACCCCAUUCUCCCUCCUUCCAUCACCCGGCCCCAUUCUCCCGCUUUCCAUCACCCCGCCCCAUUCUCCCGCUUUCCAUCACCCCGCCCCACUCUCCCGCUUUCCAUCACCCCGCCCCAUUCUCCCGCUUUCCAUCACAAAGCCCCAUUCUCCCGCUUUCCAUCACCCCACCCCAUUCUCCCGCUUUCCAUCACCCCGCCCCAUCUUCCUCCUUCCAUCACCCCGCCCCAAUCUCACUCUCUCCAUCACCCCGCCCCAUUUUCCCGCUUUCCAUCACCCCGCCCCAUUCACCCACUUUCCAUCACCCCGCCCCAUUCUCCCGCUUUCCAUCACCCCGCCCCAUUCUCCCGCUUUCCAUCACCAUGCCCCAUUCUCCCGCUUUCCAUCACCACGCCCCAUUCUCCCGCUUUCAAUCACCCUGCCCCAUUCUCCCGCUUUCCAUCACCCCACCCCAUUCUCCCGCUUUCCAUCACCCCGCCCCAUUCUCCCGCUUUCCAUCACCCCGCUCGAUUCUCCCUCCUUCCAUCACCCCGCCCCAUUCUCCCUCCUUCCAUCACCCCGCCCCAUUCUCCCUCCUUCCAUCACCCCGCCCCAUUCUCCCGCUUUCCAUCACCCCGCCCCAUUCUCCCGCUUUCCAUCACCCCGCACCAUCUCCCGCUUUCCAUCACCCCGCCCCAUUCUCCCGCUUUCCAUCACCCCGCCCCAUUCUCCCGCUUUCCAUCACCCCGCCCCAUUCUCUCGCUUUCCAUCACCCCGCCCCAUUCUCCCGCUUUCCAUCACCCCGCCCCAUUCUCCCGCUUUCCAUCACCCCGCCCCAUUCUCCCGCUUUCCAUCACAAAGCCCCAUUCUCCCGCUUUCCAUCACCCCGCCCCAUUCUCCCGCUUUCCAUCACCCCGCCCCAUCUUCCUCCUUCCAUCACCCCGCCCCAAUCUCCCUCUCUCCAUCACCCCGCCCCAUUUUCCCGCUUUCCAUCACCCCGCCCCAUUCACCCGCUUUCCAUCACCCCGCCCCAUUCUCCCGCUUUCCAUCACCCCGCCCCAUUCUCCCGCUUUCCAUCACCCCACCCCAUUCUCCCGCUUUCCAUCGCCCCGCCCCAUUCUCCCACUUUCCAUCACCCCGCCCCAUUCUCCCUCUUUCCAUCACCCUGCCACAUUCUCCCGCUUUCCAUCACCCCACCCCACUCUCCCGCUUUCCAUCACCCCGCCCCAUUUUCCCGCUUUCCAUCACCCCGCUCCAUUCUCCCUCCUUCCAUCACCCCGCCCCAUUCUCCCUCCUUCCAUCACCCCGCCCCAUUCUCCCUCCUUCCAUCACCCCACCCCAUUCUCCCGCUUUCCAUCACCCCGCCCCAUUCUCCCGCUUUCCAUCACCCCGCCCCAUUCUCCCUCCUUCCAUCACCCCGCCCCAUUCUCCCUCCUUCCAUCACCCCGCCCCAUUCUACCUCCUUCUAUCAACCCGCCCCAUUCUCCCGAUUUCCAUCACCCCGCCCCAUUCUCCCGAUUUCCAUCACCCCGCACCAUUCUCCCGCUUUCCAUCACCCCGCACCAUUCUCCCGCUUUCCAUCACCCCGCCCCAUUCUCCCGCUUUCCAUCACCCCACCCCAUUCUCCCGCUUUCCAUCACCCCGCCCCAUUCUCCCUCCUUCCAUCACCCCGCCCCAUUCUCCCUCCUUCCAUCACCACACCCCAUUCUCCCGCUUUCCAUCACCCCGCCCCAUUCUCCCGAUUUCCAUCACCCCGCACCAUUCUCCCGCUUUCCAUCACCCCGCACCAUUCUCCCGCUUUCCAUCACCCCGCCCCAUUCUCCCGCUUUCCAUCACCCCACCCCAUUCUCCCGCUUUCCAUCAUCCCGCCCCAUUCUCCCUCCUUCCAUCACCCCGCCCCAUUCUCCCUCCUUCCAUCACCCGGCCCCAUUCUCCCGCUUUCCAUCACCCCGCCCCAUUCUCCCGCUUUCCAUCACCCCGCCCCAUUCUCUUGCUUUCCAUCACCCCGCCCCAUUCUCCUGCUUUCCAUAACCCCGCCCCAUGCUCCCUCCUUCCAUCACCCCGCCCUUUUUUCCCUCCUUCCAUCACCCCACCCCAUUCUCCCGCUUUCCAUCACCCCACCCCAUUCUCCCGCUUUCCAUCAACCCGCCCCAUUCUCUCGCUUUCCAUCACCCUGCCCCAUUCUCCCGCUUUCCAUCACCCCGCCCCAUUCUCCCUCCUUCCAUCACCCCGGCCCAUUCUCCCUCCUUCCAUCACCCCGCCCCAUUCUCCCUCCUUCUAUCACCCCGCCCCAUUCUCCCGAUUUCCAUCACCCCGCCCCAUUCUCCCGCUUUCCAUCACCCGGCCCCAUUCUCCCGCUUUCCAUCACCCCGCCCCAUUCUCCCGCUUUCCAUCACCCCGCCCCAUUCUCCCGCUUUCCAUCACCCCGCCCCAUUCUCCCGCUUUCCGUCACAAAGCCCCAUUCUCCCGCUUUCCAUCACCCCGCCCCAUUCUCCCGCUUUCCAUCACCCCAUCCCAUUCUCCCGCUUUCCAUCACCCCGCCCCAUUCUCCCGCUUACCAUCACCCUGCCCCAUUCUCCCGCUUUCCAUCACCCCGCCCCAUUCUCCCGCUUUCCAUCACCCUGCCCCAUCUCCCUCCUUCCAUCACCCCGCCCCAUUCUCCCUCUCUUCAUCACCCCGCCCCAUUCUCCCUCUUUCCAUCACCCCGCCCCAUUCACCCGCUUUCCAUCACCCCGCCCCAUUCUCCCGCUUUCCAUCACCACGCCCCAUUCUCCCGCUUUCCAUCAACCCGCCCCAUUCUCCCGCUUUCCAUCACCCGGCCCCAUUCUCCCGCUUUCCAUCACCCCGCCCCAUUCUCCCGCUUUCCAUCACCCUGCCCCAUUCUCUCUCCUUCCAUCACCCCGCCCCAUUCUCCCGCUUUCCGUCGCCCCACCCCAUUCUCCCGCUUUCCAUCACCCCGCCCCAUUCUCCCGCUUUCCAUCACCCCGCCCCAUUCUCCCGCUUUCCAUCACCCCGCCCCAUUCUCCCUCUUUACAUCACCGCGCCCCUUUCCCCCGCCUUCCAUCACCCCGCCCCAUUCUCCCUCCUUCCAUCACCCCGCCCCAUUCUCCCUCCUUCCAUCAACCCGCCCCAUUCUCCCUCCUUCCAUCACCCCGCCCCAUUCUCCUGCUUUCCAUCACCCCACCCCAUUCUCCCGCUUUCCAUCACCCUGCUCCAUUCUCCCGCUUUCCAUCACCCUGCCCCAUUUUCCCGCUUUCCAUCACCCUGACCCAUUCUCCCGCUUUCCAUCACCACGCCCCAUUCUCCUGCUUUCCAUCACCCCGCCCCAUUCUCCCUCCUUCCAUCACCCCACCCCAUUCUCCUGCUUUCUAUCACCCCGCCCCAUUGUCCCGCUUUCCAUCACCCCGCCCUUUUCUCCCGCUUUCCAUCACCCCGCCCCAUUCUCCCUCUUUCCCUCACCCCGCCCCAUUCUUCCUCUUUCCAUCACCCCGCCCCAGUCUCCCGCUUUCCAUCACCCCGCUCCAUUCUCCCUCUUUCCAUCACCCCGCCCCAUUCUCCCGCUUUCCAUCACCCUGCCCCAUUCUCCCGCUUUCCAUCACCCCGACCGUGCCUGGGAGUGA
This is a messenger RNA of Closterium sp. NIES-65, 10773 nucleotides long. The record is from the annotation of a GenBank genome assembly. NCBI's taxonomy places the organism in Eukaryota, Viridiplantae, Streptophyta, Zygnematophyceae, Desmidiales, Closteriaceae.